GCGCAGUUGAACGUUAGUUUCACUUGUUACGUUGGUUUUAAUUUUCACCCGGAGCUAAGCGAACAUAAUAAAAUGGAGCGGAAACUGCACAGUGGAAUGCACCAUGCCACGCUGCGGCAGCUGCAGGAGUCGGGCUGCGAGAUAGCGCCGCACAAUCUCAUGUAUCCGGUGUUCAUCGUGAGCAACGACGACGAUGUCCAGCCAAUUGCCAGCAUGCCGGGAAUCUCGAGAUUCGGACUGAAUCGCCUGAAGGAGCACCUGGAGCGGCUGGUGGCCAAGGGACUGUCGUCGGUGCUGCUCUUUGGCGUCGUGGAGCCGGACAUGAAGGAUGAGCAGGCCUCCAAUGCGGAUUCAGCAAAGAAUCCAGUGGUUCUCGCUCUACCGAAGCUCCGGGAAUGGUUUCCGGAUCUGCUGAUAGCCUGUGAUGUGUGCAUCUGCCCGUACUCCUCGCACGGUCACUGCGGUCUGCUGGGCGAAACGGGUCUGGAGAACGGACCCAGCAUAAAGCGGAUAGCCGAGAUAGCCGUGGCUUAUGCCAAAGCUGGAGCGCACAUAGUGGCUCCAUCGGACAUGAUGGACAACCGGGUGAAGGCCAUUAAGCAGGCCCUCAUCGAUGCCCAGAUGAACAGUGUGUCCCUGCUGGCGUACUCCGCCAAGUUCACAUCCAAUUUCUACGGACCCUUCCGGGAGGCAGCACAAUCCGCACCGAAAUUCGGUGACCGGAGGUGCUAUCAGCUGCCCAGUGGUUCCAGAAGCUUAGCGAUGAGAGCCAUUCAACGUGAUGUCGCCGAGGGAGCCGACAUGCUGAUGGUGAAACCGGGAAUGCCCUAUCUGGAUAUCCUACGAUCUACAAAGGAUUCUUAUCCGUAUCACACGCUGUACGUCUACCAGGUGUCCGGGGAGUUCGCUAUGCUGUAUCAUGCCGCCAAGGCGGGCGCCUUUGACCUCAAGGAUGCCGUUCUGGAGGCCAUGAAAGGCUUUCGACGAGCUGGUGCCGAUUGCAUCAUCACCUACUACACACCCUUUCUGCUGGACAUUAUCGGAAAGGUCAAGUAAUGGUCUACCUCCCAUGGCCGAUGUCUUAAUACCAUGUUAAGUAGAUUAGAGUGGACCUCUUAAAACCAUUAAUGGAAAAUGGAACCAUUUGUACAAAAUAGUGCAAUCUUUGUAGGAUUUUUAAAUUAUUUAUACGAAGCUCUCCAUACUUUAUACUUAAAUAAGCGAAAGAAUAAAUAUUGACUUGUAUUCAGGGACCAGAAUAUUAAGUGCGCCGGUUAAGUGGCUUAAAUAUGACUCAAAGGCUUCUACUUAUAUCAAUGUAUUAGUUAUUUUAAUACAUUAUUCAAUAAAAGAAGUCCACUCUAA
Messenger RNA from Drosophila sechellia, 1365 nucleotides. RefSeq names its product Porphobilinogen synthase (gene Pbgs). Gene Ontology annotation, biological process: heme biosynthetic process. Lineage: Eukaryota; Metazoa; Arthropoda; Insecta; Diptera; Drosophilidae. The transcript has a single exon. Gene Ontology annotation, cellular component: cytosol. Gene Ontology annotation, molecular function: zinc ion binding; porphobilinogen synthase activity. The coding region runs from base 73 to 1056 and encodes 327 amino acids. The record is from RefSeq and is a predicted model, not a curated record.